Molecule: messenger RNA, 2448 nt
Organism: Aphanomyces astaci
Lineage: Eukaryota; Oomycota; Saprolegniomycetes; Saprolegniales; Verrucalvaceae
Exons: 5
Coding region: 23-1765 (580 amino acids)
Biological process (GO): regulation of DNA-templated transcription
Molecular function (GO): transcription coregulator activity
Source: RefSeq, a predicted model, not a curated record
UCCAGCUCGUCGCACACACAACAUGGCGAUGCCGACCGCCCCAGCCGCAUGGCGCGAAGAGAUCUCGGAAGAGAAUCGAAAAGGGAUGAUCACCGACAUGUAUCACGAGCUCCUUCGUAUCUCGGGCGAAAGUGACAAACAAAAGGUGUGGCGGUCCGCGGCCAAGUUUGAGCUGAUGCUAUGGACGCAGUCGACGGAUCAGAUGACAUACAUGUCGAAGCUGCAAAAAAAGAUUGCGAGUCUCAAGAAAAAGGUCCAACCCGAUGGGGGGUUGCCACAACAGCAGCAGCAGGUUCCAUCUCAACAGGUUGCCAUGAACCCCCAAGCGCAAGCUCAAAUGGCGGCGGCGGGCAUGUUCCAAAACUCCGUCAACAUGACCAACGCGGGGAUGACCAACGCAAACAACGCCGCCGCGAUGCAACAGUACAGCCAGACCCUGUUCCUGCAACAGCAAGCGGAACUGUUGAAAAAACAGCAAGAACAGCAGCGCCUGUCCAAUUUGGCCCGCCAGCAGCAGGCACAGCAAGCUGUGGCUGCCGCCCAAGCCGCUGCCGCGCAAGCAAAUCAAGCCGCGCAAGCUGCUGCCGCUGCCUCGACCGCUUCGACCUCCACCCCCGCCACCGGCAAUCCACUGGCCGCCCAACAACACCAGCCUCAAGUAUUGAUGCAGCUGCAGCAGCAGUACCAGCAGCAAAAGCAGGCGUUGACAACUGCACAACACAACGAGAUGCAGCGGCUGCGGCAGACCCAAUUGCUCCAGCAGAACCAGAUUUCCACGCAGCAGCACCAGACAAACGUGCCUCAGGAAGCUCGCGUGAACCAGAUGACUCAACUACAGCAGCAGCACCUGAAUGCCCGCAACAAGCUCACGACCGAGCACAAAGCCAAGCAGUCGCAGCUCCUCCGGCAGCACCAGCAGACGUUUCUCCAGCAAAAGGCCAUGUUAGGCCAUCAUCCUGCCAUGACGACCAACCCCCCCGCCGCCGCCGCGUCGACCCCUUCCACGGCGGCACCCCCCCCCGGACACAAUCCGUCGAUGGCCAACCAGGGGGGGGGAGUGACUCCCGCGCAAGCCCUCGCCGCGCAAAAGUUUCAGCAGCAGCAGCGCGCAUUAUCUCGCCAAAACUCGACGUCAUCCGUGACGGGCCAACCAACGAGUAUGCCCCCAGCCGACGCGAGUUCGAGCUACGGGGACAAACUCAAACAGCUCAAGGCCAAGUACUGGGACGACCUGGUCGUUGUGUGCCGCGAGUUUACGCGCAUGGCCAUGCAAAAGCCAUCGGGCGAGUCGCAGCAAGCGCUGCAGCAGCAGGAACGAAUCAAAAACUUUCUGCAAAACCUCAAGCGCAUCAUGACACUGCUCAACCAAGACCCGACGAAAAUGACGAGUAAUAACCGAGGCGACUUGGACAGAGUCGAGCAGCAUAUUGAGCGCCAAGUGAUGCCGAUCCUGUCGCGGUUGAAAACAGACAAGGCCAAGCAGCGAGAUGACAAGACAGAGCCGACGCCACCCUCGACAAGCCAACCGACGACGACGACGACGGCGGCGGCGGCAGACGUGCAGCGGCAGACGCUGCAAAUGCAACAAGCGCAUGCCGCCCAAGCGCUCGAACUCCAGCGACAGACCCAGCUGGCGACGCAGGUUGGUUGGAUGCCUAGUGAGUCGUCUCGUCGUUUGAUGUGCCCUAGCCGCCUAGGGGGAAAGAUUAGACGACCGAUUGGAUUGAUUGGAUUGCCUUUUGAAUCGAUAUAUAUAUAUAUUUGAUGGCUUGUUACUUAACGAGUAGCAAAAAGCCGCGCAAGAAGCGAUGAUGCUCAAGGCGCAAAAAGCAGAGCAGGUCAAGGUGGAAGCCGAAAAGCAGCAAGCAGCAGCAGCAGCCGCCGCCGCCGACCACGAGCGCAAGGUGAAGGAGGAAGAGAUGGCCAAGAAGGACGACUUGGUCAAGCGGCAGCAGUUGCAAAGCAGCGUCAAGCUGACCGAGGGCCAGAAGCUGGCGCUGCAAGAGCAAGCCGCCAAGUUCAAACUCCAGCAGCAGGAAGUGCUGAGUCAGCAGACCCGAGCCAAAAGCCCCGCGAGCCAAACCAAGCUGGCCCAGCAGGCGCACUUGUACGGCGUGCACAUUGCCAAGAUCGCGCAGCAGCUGCUCCAGGCGAAACUGGCCGAAGAAAAGACGUUCAAGGACGAGUUUGUGUCGAUCGUGGCGACUACCACGGGCCUCUCGGCGUCCGAGACGUUCCUCCACGCCAUCGCCGCGUACGCCAAGGACAAACCCGAGGUGCUGCAGCAAGGCGCGCCCAAGUUUAUGGAGCUCAGCCUCGCCGUCGGCACCAAGCUCUCGACCACGUUUGUGUGACAUCGUCUGUGCUACUAGUACUACUACUAGGACCUACUAGUAACGAAUGCGACGUGGGCGUUUUUUUUUAAAUCUCACAUGUUUGAAAUGUCCA